Molecule: messenger RNA, 420 nt
Organism: Cyclocybe aegerita
Lineage: Eukaryota; Fungi; Basidiomycota; Agaricomycetes; Agaricales; Hemipholiotaceae
Source: the annotation of a GenBank genome assembly
AUGUUCCGCACGUUGCCUGAACUCGGCAUCGAAUGCGCACGGAAACAACGUCUUGUCAGUCAUUACGAACGGGGCUCUGGUGCUCUCGAACUCUCGGAGGCACGAGACGUAAAUCUCCCCACGAUCUUUUCGCCGCCUCCAUUCACACCACCCUCCGCCCUCCCUUCCUCCGGCGCCGUCCCACUCCCUCCGUCCCUCCCACUGUCCCCAUUCCCCUUCAGCUACUCGGCUCCAUCAACGUCAACGUGCCGCACUCUCUGUCCCGCCCGCUCCCGCUCCCACUCAAUCGUUCGCAUGCACAUCGUCCUCAGGCCUCAGGCCACCACCGCCACCCCCUCAUCUCGUCUCGUCGUCCUCCUGUACCGCCACUCGCCCUCAUCGUCUAACAUCAACAGGCUGAGGGACGAGAUCGAUCGCUAA